Molecule: messenger RNA, 3309 nt
Organism: Penicillium egyptiacum
Lineage: Eukaryota; Fungi; Ascomycota; Eurotiomycetes; Eurotiales; Aspergillaceae
Source: the annotation of a GenBank genome assembly
AUGCCGGAUAGGGUUUCCUUCGAGGGAGAUGUUGAAUUACUACCGACUCCCCGUCACUUCCAAAGUUCCGACCAUCUCAUUCAGAGUACAUCGGGAUAUUCAGAAAGAGAGUCGGAGCAAAAAUCAAGCGACCAGGAACAAUCCAAACUUAAGCGGAAUAUACUCCUUCGAGGCAACGAUCGGUUCAAAGGCUGGAAAUUCACCGUCUUUUUAGCCUUCAUCACGAGCUUGAUCGUUUUGUUCUUCAAUGUGGGCUUUCUACUCUACACCGCGACACACCCGAAGGAAGACGACAUAGGGCGUUACAGCCUCCAAUAUCAAUUAGAAUAUCAGUUGGGAGAACAUCAUGACAGGAGCAGGGUGUUGUAUGAGGGCGACUGCGAGAAGGUGCACCGUUUAAGCGUCGGGCUCCAUUUACUGGUCAACUUGUUGAGUACUUCUCUAUUGAGCGCCAGUAAUUACGGAAUGCAAUGUUUGGCUGCUCCAACUCGACAAGCCAUAGAUCGAGCACAUCGCAAGGGCUGGUGGCUCGACAUCGGCGUGCCGAGCGUACGGAAUCUGUUUCGGGUAUCUGUAGGGCGCUCGUUAUUGUGGCUAUGCCUGGCAUCCUCCUCGCUCCCCUUCCAUUUGAUGUAUAAAUCCCCGAUCUCAUUUCCACUGUCAGUACAGCUGCUAAUUCAACGUAGGUACAACUCGGCGAUCUACGAAACUACCGCAGUCUCCGCCUACGAUAUCUUCGCCGGUAGCGGAUCUCUUGCACAGAAAGACUGGUCUGAUCUGCAGUUGACGGGUUCCAAGUCUUUGAGCAAGAACAACUCACUCCAUGGCCUGUUUUACGCGGCACGGAAUGAGACGCUGGCCCAACUCCAUGACACCGACUGCCUCAAUGCGUUUGGGAAAACGUACCAGUCUACAUACAGGAAACUCCUCUUGGUGAACGCGGAUACAGCAGAAAACAACACAUACACGCUUGUCGGUACCCAGGAUGUAUUCAACCCCUACGAAGCCUUGUUGGAUUCCAACAAAGGCCCAUACGAAUGGCUAUGUCCAUCAAGCUGGGAUAAUCACUGCGACAGCUCCUACCUACCCAUCGCUCAUACACUAAUCGCCGAUAACAACUGGACGGUAGAGGACCGUAAUGACGGCGGUGUCUUCUACAAAGUAGACUCCUGCUUGGCUGAGGAGGCGCCGCAGUACUGUAAGCUGCAGUACUCCUUGCCUCUCACGAUCAUAGUCAUUGGGUUCAAUAUUGUCAAAACUACCGUCCUGCUCUAUAUAUGGCUUGGGAUCCCCGAUGCUCCUAUUUUGACCAUUGGUGAUGCCGUGGCUUCCUUCCUACAUCGUCCGGACCCGUACACGCAAAGCUGCUGUCUUCUUACCAAUAGCAAGGUUAAAUCCCACGACCAGUUCCUGCCAGAAUGGCGCAGACCAGACGCGUUUAUUAAGAGGCGCAGAAUAUGGGGCUCGGCAGUCUCUGCUCGACGGUGGAUAUUCAGCAUAGUACUCUGGAUUCUUGCCAUCGGCGUAUCCAUUUCCCUACUAGCAUACGGCCUCUCAGAUGUCGGUAAAGGCGUCGAUAUCUGGAAUCAACAGCUCGGCGCCAUUAUUGCCGAUACCUUAAUAAAAGGCGACAACUGGCCCAACACUCUCCUCCCCAAUGUCCUCAUCGCCAACGCCCCACAACUCAUUUUCUCCUUCCUCUACUUCGCCUUCAACGCCUUGUUAACUGCAAUGACCCUCGCUGCCGAAUGGAGCAGCUACGCCACCCAUCACAAAGGCCUCCGUGUCUCGAAUAACCCCCGACUCUCCCAGCGAAGUAACUACUUCCUGUCGAUGCCGUAUCGCUAUGCAACACCCCUCCUGCUGCUUUCAGGCGUCCUCCAUUGGCUGAUCUCCCAAAGCUUGUUUAUGGUCGGGAUUGAGGCAUUUGACUCGAAUAUGGUGCGAAAUCCCUCGCGAGACCUGACUACGUGUGGAUUCUCGCCUGUUGCGAUUUUGAGUUCUGUUGUGGUCGGUGGCUGUAUGUUUCUCUGUCUGGUAGGACUUGGUUUCCGGCGCUUUGAGUCGGCGAUGCCUGUGGCGGGGAGUUGUAGUUUGGCGAUUUCUGCUGCUUGUCAUCCGAAUUUUGAUCCGAAUGGCGGAAGGAAGGAUGGGGAUGUGGAUGUGGAUUCGGAAGAUGAGGAUGAGGAGGAUAUGGCUCUUCUGCCUGUUAAGUGGGGCGCUGUUUCGGUUGGUCCUAUGGGACAUUGUAGCUUCACGUCGAAAGAUGUUGAGGAAGCUAAAAUGGGAUGGAUAUACCAUCCCGAUGCUUCCCCGACCAGGAGUCUUACCGUCUUCGCGAUAUCCACAUCUCUACUAAUCAUGACAGGACUUCGAGUUGCGUGGAUAGGUCUCGGCAACAUCGGCCGUGGCAUGAGCCGAAACAUCGCCCAGAAAGGCCCCCAAACCGGCCCCCUACUUCUCUAUAACCGCACGACCGCACGAGCAACAGCCCACGCCUCGGAACUCACGAACGCUAAAGCCGUAACAACCCUCGCCGAAGCAGUAAAUGAUUCCGACUUGAUCUUUACCUGCGUCGGCGAUGACACCGCCCUCGACUCCAUUGUCACCGCAAUCCUGUCGGAUCCCAGAGUCCCGCAAGACCUGUCUAACAAGACCUUCAUCGACUGCUCAACUGUGCACCCGGAUACAUCCCGACGAACAGAAGCAGCCUUGCACGAGCGGGGAGCAGGUUUCGUCGCGUGUCCCGUCUUCGGGGCACCGAAUAUGGCAGACGCGGGACAACUUAUCGUCGUUCCAGCUGGGAAGCGUGCAUCAAUUGAGAAAGUGCGACGGUUCUUCGACGGUAUCGUGUCCAAGAAGACGAUUGACCUUUCAUCUGGAAGUGGAGCUGAUAUAGAUGUUGGACGGGCGUCCACACUGAAAGUACUGGGUAACACGUUCAUUCUUAAUACUGUUGGUGUUCUUGCUGAGGCACUUGUCGCCGCUGAGGCGUCUGGCCUUGGGGUUGAGCCAUUGCAAGAAUGGCUGGGGCUUUUUGCGCCAGGGCCAUUUGCCAAUUAUGCGCAGAGGAUGUUGGGUGGGGAUUAUUGUACCCGGGAGGAGCCACUUUUUGCAGUUGAUCUUGCUAGGAAGGAUCUGGGACAUGCUUAUAGGAUUGCGAAAGAGGGAGGACUGCGGAUGAAGAAUAUUGAGGUUAUGGAUGGGCUUCUGGAAAAUGUUAAGGAGGUCAAGGGGGUUAAGGGAGAUGUUGCUGCUGUUUAUGGGGCGGUUAGAAAGGGAGCUGGGAUGGAAUUUGGGAAUCAAUGA